Messenger RNA from Trichoderma atroviride IMI 206040, 2353 nucleotides. RefSeq lists its product as uncharacterized. NCBI's taxonomy places the organism in Eukaryota, Fungi, Ascomycota, Sordariomycetes, Hypocreales, Hypocreaceae. The record is from RefSeq and is a predicted model, not a curated record.
UGUCUCCUUCUUUUCCCUUUUUCUUUCUUUUGUCUCUCUUGCGCCAAAACUCUCACCAACACCCUCCAUUCAACGAAAAACGCCCGCGAAAAUGAUCGUGGCUGCUCUGCCGCGAUCAGCAGCCCUCCUCGCCUCGUCCACGCUCCUCCAGCUCGCCUCCAGCCAUGCGCUGCCCCGAGAAACAAAAACCAUUUCCGUGCGCGAGCUCAACGUCGUAGCAUGGCCCAUCGUCGCAACAACUCCAGCGCCCAAGGCACCGUCUCCAGCGCUCGCCUCGUCGCCCGCGGACCAGCUGCUGCAGCGAGACUUCAACACCAUCUGCGGCUGGAUAGGGGGCGAUGCCAGCCUGCCGGCCACCUGCCUCGCGGGCUCGCACUGCGCCGCCGACACCGUCAACAAGGCCAUUGGCUGCUGUCCGGACUCGGGCCCCUGCACCGAGGGCAUCUUCACGGGCUGCGUCGACGUCAACAGCCCGCCGCAGACGGAGCUCAACCCGUACGUCUUCACGUGCUCCGGCGCGCAGGUGUGCUACCUGAAUCACUUUGAGGGGGGCUUCUCGCAGUUUGGGUGCGGCUCAGUUUCGCAGCUGGCGACGACGGUGGCGGCCACGGCGCUGAGCCAGCUUCCUCUGGACUUGAGCCGCGUGUCUGUGCACCUGACGGAAACACCAACGGUUCUAUCGACGCCGACGACGAUUGGAUCGCGGACCGCGAGCAGGACCUCUUCGCGCCGUAAAUCCAGGACCACCAGCGGAUCCAGCACCUCGCAGACGGAUACCUCUACAAACACGGGUACAGCCACGGCAAGCGACUCGACUUCAACCUCAACUUCAACUUCGACCCCGUCAGCGCCGACUUCCAGCGGCAGUUCCAAGGCAGGCCCAAUCGCAGGAGGCGUAGUCGGAGGUCUCGCCGGCCUUGCUCUCAUCGCCGCCCUCAUCUUCUUCUUCUUGCGCAAGAGAAAGGCCAGACCCGCCCAAUACAUCACGCCAUCGACUGAAAAGUUCGACAACCCCGAUUCCCGCGCCAUUCCCCCCAACACGGCUCUCUUGACGGAAGAAAGGGGCUUUACCGGCUAUGAGUCUGAACUCGCCCCAAUGCCCCAGAGGCCCCCGAGACCAAGUGCAAGCGAACCCGCCCCCCAGCUUGGCGAGCUUGGCCUAGCCGUGCCCAUGGACACCGGCUACGGCAGGCCCUCUGAUGAGAUUCCCCUCACGGAAACUGCGCCAAAGCCACCGCCAGAGCCCGUUGGAGAGGAUGAGGAGGAUCCCCGCCCAUAUAACCCGCGGAGAAGAGGCGAUGGCGACGGUACCUCGUUCUGGUCACAGACAAGAUCAGAGAGUCGGUCUCGAGGACGGCCGUGGGUUUGAAGGAAGCAAAGCGAUUCAAGACUUAUUUUGAUACCCCCCAGCACAAAAACAACAAAACAACAAACGUUCCUUUUGUAUAAACCUGGAAUAAAAGGCGGCGGUGGCUACUUUGAAUACCACUUUUAUCUUAAUAUUUACAUCUCAAUACCUCCCCCUUUCUCCGACAUUUCAACAUAUUCCCUUUAUCCAAGUCCGUCUCCCCUUGAAAGCUUUUACAAUAAUUCCGGUUGGCAUUGGAGGGAGUGUAUUGGAAAGUGCCGUCUUUUUUGCGUUUACUUUAUUUAUUUUUUCUGCGCGCUGCGUACAUUUUUGUCUUGUUCAUUGGACACGGCCUGAAGAGAGAGGAAUCGGCAUGGUACAUAGGUACAUAGCAGAGAGGCGUUGAAAGAUACGGUUGGACAAAACUCACAUAAUACAUCAUGAAUAUGCUAUUGCCAUAUCUUACAAGCUCUUUUCAUCAUCCAACGAUGAAUGUUUCCAAAACGAUGGAGAGAUAUCAAGGGGAUUGGCUCAGGCUCCUGGCUCUGGUCCGCCAAUGGACCAAACUCUUAGUGAGGACUCGUCAAAGACUUGUCUAUGGUGAGAUUCCGCUGCAUGGCCUUGUCUGCUCUCUCGCGGAUACCCCCAGCCUCCAGAACAAGUUGCUGCAACAGAGCCGCUAGAGUGCACAAUCGUGCUUCCUACCGGAGACUCAUGCGCCUUCCACGUCCAAGAAGGCUCUACGACAUCAUUUCUCAUACCCACCUCUUCCCAUACAGCCACAGUACCGUCCUGUGUCCCAGCCCAGACCUCGAAUCCAGUCUCUCCCUGGAAAACAUCAAAGUGAAGCCGCUGCUGGGUAGUUGCCCUGCGACCAUUCAGCACCGCCAAGAGCUGUCCAGUGCCUCGAAUGUCGUAGACCAACAGCCCGUCCGCCUGGCGCUCAUUCACGACAAGAUACCGCCCGCAGGGGCUCCAUGCCGUCUGCACGAUGCCCUGGCCUCC